Eufriesea mexicana is the source of this 2582-nucleotide messenger RNA. RefSeq names its product leucine-rich repeat-containing protein 15. The transcript is spliced from 2 exons. Bases 402 to 2300 code for a protein of 632 amino acids. The record is from RefSeq and is a predicted model, not a curated record. Gene Ontology annotation, molecular function: protein binding. Lineage: Eukaryota; Metazoa; Arthropoda; Insecta; Hymenoptera; Apidae.
UCGCGGUGUCUAGCUUCAGUCGACUCCUCUUCCUGUUCCCUGACAGUCGAUACGUGACGAGAUUUCGCCUCUAAUAGCUACCACGGCCAGUUUUAACGAAGUUCCAUGAACGUACAUUCCUCUUUUUGUCUUCUUCAGCGUCGCCUCCCACUCGAACUGUUCAAUCGUCAUACGCACAGCGACGUGUGUGCGUGCACGGAUCUAUGGAACCCUCGAACACACGCAAAAUCCACGGGGUAUAAAAGCUUGCAAGACCUGUUUUCGCGAUUGCCGUGUCCCAAGGAAUCCUGUUGCGAGUGUAUCUACGUCCAGGGAGUAGACAGACAGGACAGUCCUUUUCGGUCAGCAGAUCUACUGUGGUUUCCAGAAUUUCGAUAGAUCGCCGAUAGAAGGUGAUUACGAUGUUGUUCCCUUUACUAUUCCUGCCCUUAGUGGCAGCCGUUCCACUUAAGUCAACUCGGGACAACUACAUCCUGGAUCUCGAGAAUGGAACUCUGAAGAAAAUCCAAUUCCGUAACACGCCUAUCACCGAGCUGGAUCUAUCCGGCUUAGGGAUUCGACGUAUAGAAAAGAAUGCUCUGGACAACGUGUCUUCCUUAAAGUCCCUGAACCUGGCCAACAACUCCCUCGAAUCCCUUCCGGAGUUCAUGUUCUCCAACCUAACGAAUUUAGAGUACCUGUCGUUAGCCGAGAACAAACUGAAUAGCCUGGAGUACCUGUUCGUCCGUUUGGAGAAGCUUCGAGUGUUAAACAUCUCCUGCAAUCCUGUGAUGCACCUUCGCAGAGGUCACUUGUUCGGCCUGACAAAGGACACUACCAUACUGACCGAUGGUAACGUGUUCUGGAGCAUUAGCACGGGCACCUUCACCAACUCGUUCCUAAAAGACGAGGAGGAAUUGAAGAAUUUGGAGAAGAUGAAAGCCGAGGCAGAUGUCGAGCAAAUGGACGAUAGCACGGAGAAGGAAUUGAAUGCGGAGCAAGAGAAAGAGGACAAUACCUUGAAGGAUUGUUCGCCAAUCACGAGGAAAGAGAUACCGAAAGGUAUGAAACUGAAGCUGUGCAUGACGAAUAACAUAAUCGUGUCGAUGGAACCACUCGAAGGGAAGAUAGCAGCGAAUAGUAACUGCGCGGAGAUACCCGUGAACGAGAAGGAGAAAUCCAUCAGCCUUCGAGGAUUGAACAUCAAGGGAUUCCAUGAGAAGUGGUACCAGUCGCAAUACUUCCCAAUUAUCUCGUUAGACCUGGCAAACAACGAAAUCACAGAGAUCACGAAGGAACUGCUAAACGAUCUGCCAGAAGAUCUCAUCUACGUGAACCUGAUGGGCAACAGAAUCAGGGGUAUCCAUAACCAGGUGAUCGAGAAUAGGUACCUGAGGAUGUUGAAUCUCAGGAACAAUCUGAUAGAGAACGUCGAGGACGAUGCUUUAGCCAAAACGAAUCUGACUGCACUGUUCAUUAAUGGAAACCAACUGGACAAUCUCUCCUUUGUGUCCAGCUUGCCUAAAUCUUUGACAGAGCUGGUGUUAGCAGGCAACCAGAUCUCUUCCAUCUCUGACGGAGCCUUUUCGAAACUGUCUCGCCUGGUUUACCUAAACCUGGCUAACAAUAAGAUCACCAAAUUGCAGGAGAACGUCUUCAAAGGAUUGGAUUCCCUUCAAGUGUUGAUUAUAACCAGGAAUAGUCUGACAGAGAUCGAACGUCAGGCGUUCAACGAUCUGAAGCAACUGACUACGCUGUAUCUCCAUCGAAAUUCGUUGGCAGAGCUGAAGAAGGGAACGUUCUCGGAACUGGAGAGCCUCAAGGAUCUGAACUUAGCCUGGAACAAAUUCGAGAAGAUCACGUCAGACACGUUCUCCGAUCUACCGCAAACUUUAGACUUCCUUCAUAUAGAUUUUAACGAGAUAAACAGUCUGCAGGAGGCAAGCUUCGUCAAUGUUCCCAGAUUCACGUUGUCUCUGACAGGGAACAAAAUCUCGAGCAUUCCGAAGGGAACAUUCGAGUUGCCUACUCUCAGAGAUUUGCAUUUGAACAAUAACACUCUGACGACCAUCGAUGGUGACAGUUACGAGGGACUACCUCAAUUGAAACGUCUCUGGUUGAACGAGAAUCUGAUUACCCAGAUAUCCAAAGGCUCCUGCAAGAAUUUGGGUAGCUUGAACAUCUUGGACAUCUCGAAGAAUCCACUUCAGAAGCUACAAAAUGGCGCCCUUUACGGACUAAGUCUGACCAGAGGGAACUUCCUGUACAUUUAUAACAAUCAACUGAAAGAACUGCAGGGUGGAGUGUUCGAGGAUAUUUAAUCGGAUGGAUGAAGAGGUUUAACGACUCGUGCAUUCAUUUAUCUCCUUUUUAUGAUUUAUGUACGCUUAAUAUGGAAUUAAUGAGCUUAGGGUAUAUUUGUACUUGAAUAAAAGGAUCUUUUCGUGACUCUGCUUUCAGUAUUAGGUGUCUCUCAGACUCGGUAGUUUUGAAUGCUUUCCUGAGUAUCUCCGAUUUCUGGUAUCUACGUUAAUCAAGUUUGUAAUCUUGUAUUGCUUUAAAUGUCUAUAACCGAUAGCACGUGUGAUAUGGAUUUCUUUAUU